AGUUCCGGCCGCAGCCGAGAGUCAUUUCUGAUUCAAACUAGCGACUUAAAAUCAUUGACUUUUGCAUGAAAACGCGUAAAAAGCAGCGUGUGGACGCAGCGUUUGGAGUCCGGGAGUGAGAGGAAGGUUCCGGGUCCAGGAGACUCACUGAGGAGGAGGAUGGCAGGAUCACGCUGAUGCUGUCAACAGAAGACCAACACCAGGACUUCAGGGCUGCUCUGCAUCAGCACCAACCCAUCAUUAGCUGGACUGAUGUGCCGUCCUGGAUGUGAGUUUGGACCAGACAUGGUGGAGCAAGACUUGAGCUAAAUAUCUUUCGCAAGGACGAGAAGAAAACGUCACUGAAGAUGGACGACGGGAACACGUGUGGUCCGACGGACAGGAAAAGGAUGAACGCCAACACGGUGUGGCAGUGGCGCAUCAUGCACGUCAGGAAAUACUCAAGAAACCCGGAUCCCUUCUACUACAGCAACACGAUGGGUCUGGACUUCAACGUUGGUUUACCUACAAAUAAAAAACUGGACCCACAGUCGGUGACAAACGGAGUCAUUCUGGAGGUCUGUGACUUUGCCAAAACUGUCAAAAAGAGCAGGAGACAUUUUGCGACGAGCAUCCUGGAGAACAAUUACGACCUCGGUUUGGAAAACGAGCAGCAGCGGAUUCAUUUCACGAGUCAGCUGCUGCACAAACUCAAAGACCUCCGAAGGAAACCGCCGACGGAGGAAGUUUUCCCUCUUUUUGAAACGUAUCCUAAACCCGAGUGUCCCGGCAGCAAAAAAACUAAACGUCAGGUGGAGACGCGAGUGGUGGAGGUGGUGGAGGACAGCGACCCGGAGGACGUGUUCAUAUGUUCACAAGCUCCUUCUCAGGAAGUGAUGGAGGACGUGGACGAACCGCUUCCUGAUAACGUGGAGGAUACAAAGCCGGAGCCGGCAGAAAACAACAAACCGGACGUUCUUCCCUUCCGCUUUCCUUGUUGCGAGGCAAUCGGUUUGAGCUUUGACGCGGAGUUAAAACAAAUCCUCGACCCGGGUUCCCUGACGGAGGCAGCGAUGUGGGAGCUGGUGGACUUCACCAUCGUGCUGACGGCGUCCUACCGCUCCAUCAUCCUCGCCGUGUUGGACCACAACUUUAACCUCAAUCUCAAAAGCCAGCAGGGAAAAAAUCGAGUUUGCUUCCUCGUGUCACAGCUGCUGAAAAGGAGGAAACAGCUUCACAGCACCGGCAUCAAAAUAAGCUCCAAGUUUCAAAACGAGCCGUUUUCCUUCCAGUCGAACCCCCUGAAGAGAUCCCACGGGACAAGUGAGUUCGAGGAGGUGGCAAAAAGAAAAAUGUUGGAUUUCAAAAGUGACGUAAGCUGGCUGCAGGGAGACAAAAUGCACAAACAUGUUCUGACGAAUGGACCAAACAAAUGGGACGUGGACCAGGAGGAGAUGGUCACGGAGAGCAACAUGUGGCGGCUGCGUGUUAAACGUGUUCGACAAAUCCUCCUUGAGCUGGACAUGGAGUACUGUCCGUUCUUCAGGCCCAAGAGAAUCGACCUGGAGUUCAACAUUGGCUUCAGGCCCGAGCGAUACCUCAGCGCCGAGUAUCUGACGAACUCAGUCCUCUAUAAAGUGGCUCGAUUUGCUUUAGCCAUGAGCUCGUCGCAGCGGGAGUUCAUCGUGGAGAUCCUGGAGAACAACUUCAACUUAGGCCUGCAGACCAAACGCCAGAAAUUUACGUUUGGAUGUAAAGUCAUGAGCAAAGUGAGACGGCUGAAAAACUGCGAGGACGCCGUGGUCACGUUUUCAAGAGAGGUUUUUGAACUUCCUCUUUCAACGUCAUCCGGUAGUUCUGUGAAUCAGAGCAAGAACAGCGUCCGUCCUGAACUCGGCAGCAAAGCGAGGACGAAGGAGCGAGAAGCUGCUUCCACCAGCGCUCCGGAUUCACGCACCGAAGCCGACCCGGAAUCUAAACCUGAUGCACACGCUGAAACUCAACCUGACUCUGGCACGAAACCGGAUUUAUGCCCCAAAUCUGAACCUGAUUCUGAAUCGGAACCUGAUUUUGAGGAUGAACCUGAUUCCCAGAGCAGCGUGGAACUUUACCCUUUCUGCAGGGAGAUCGGUCUGAGUCUGCACGAAAACUCCAAUCGAUCCAAUCGCAUACUCGACAUCAACAGACUGACCAAAGGAGCGAUCAUCGAGGUCGCGGACUUUGCCGAGCAGCUGUGCGGAACGUUUGAGCAGAUUUGUCUCGACGUCCUCAAGCACAACUUUGACCUCAACUUGAAAAGUGUCGAUUCUGAGCUUUUCAGAAAGAUUCUGGCUCAUAUUCCUGCUGUCAUUACAGAAAGAAACCUCGCCACCUGCGUGAACCACGCGAAAAUAAAGCCAAAAAGAAAUGAUGAGUCAAUACUCAUGAAGCUGGACUUUAAGAACAGCCCGGAUGUAGAACCGUGCAGUGCCGGUUCUGUCCAGGCAAACACAGUUCAAAAUGUUAGCAGUUCGACUGACGUUGAGCAAAUUAACGACCCGAACUUGCUGCUGUGGAAGUUGCGGACGAAUCAUAUCCAGCAGAUCGUCUCGGUGCCUCAUGGAGAACGUUGUCCGCUCUAUUCCUUCCCCAGAUGUAAAAAGUUAGGCAUCGACUUCAACGUCAGCUCUGGACUCAAACAGAACCUUGAUCUAAAGUUGCUGACCAAUGGCGUCAUGGUGGAAGUCAACGCCUUCGCCGCAGCACUGCAGUCGGCCACCAAACAUUUCAUGGCGGAGAUAAUAGAGCAUAACUUCCACCUGCGUUUCAAAGGCGAGCUUCAUCGCAGCGCCUUUGCAGAGCGACUCCUGAGAGAAAUUCUGUUGCUCAAGUCGGCGAGAUCCACCGUCCCAAGACAGAACAUGACUUAUCACCUCCCAGACCCGAGAUUCAUAGAGGAAGAGAGUCCGUCCUGCCCCAAAUGCUACCAAGACAGAAAAUACAAGCGUUAUCCGGCAGAAACUGCUCGAUCUGUGCGUCCACACGUUGUGACCGACGCCGUCUCUGCAACACAGCAACCCGCGAAGCAUCCAGCGGAGGAGACGAUAACGAGCAAAUACAACAACUGCAGAAGAAUCGGUUUGCACCUGUGUUUGGACAAACAGCGCCGAAAACACAAACUCGACCCGGAUCUGCUCACAUGCAAGGUGAUGAUGGAGGUGUAUGUUUUUGCCCGAAAACUGUCCGGAACAAAACACAAGAUCGUGAACGACAUCCUCGAGCACAACUUCAACCUGGACAUGCAGAACCAAGACAUCAAUCCUUCGACGCAGUACUCCAGAAUCGCGGCGCUCAACGGAAGCCUGGCCUGGUUCAACGAAGUGUUUGUUGCUCAGCCGUGCAGCCACAGAGAUCCCUCAUCCUCGAGUUCCCGGCAAGAUCUCCCCGACAUGCAGGGAAGUGAGAAGAAGGAAACGUGCAGGAAAAGACAAAUGGAUUUGCUUCUAAGAGCAAGCAAGAGGCUGAAAGGUCAAGAGGCAGCGGACGGCGAAGAACACUACAUGCGUCCUGUGGAAGGAGAUGAACUGUCUGAUUCAGAGAACAGUGGAAAUGAGGAUCUCUUGCAAAACCCAACAAGUUCUGACAUCCCCGGAGAGGCAGAAUCCCCCGCUGAAGGUUCACCAGCUGUGACCACGCAGGUGAACCCGACGAGUCCACCCGAUCAAAGCGGGCUGCAGGGAGACGAAGCGCCGACGCAGAUUCCAACAAACGUACCGACCGAAUAUGAACUGAGACCCGAGGGUAAGAUGUGGAGGCUGCGUUCAAACCGCAUAAAAGAAAUCCUCGCUCUGAUAGAAAAAGACUUCUCUCCCGUCUUCAUGCGCAAGAAAGUGGAUCUGGAGUUCAACGCAGGGGUCGGGCCCAGGCGAUACUUCAACGGCGAGCAUUUGACGAACUCUCUCCUCUAUAAAAUCGCCGGAUUUGCUUUGGCGAUGAGCUCGUCUCAGAGGGAGUUUAUCAUGGAGAUUCUAGAAAAUAGCUUCGACCUAAACCUGCAGAGCAAACACCAGAAAUAUACGUUUGGGUGUGAAGUUAUGAACCGAGUGAGACGACUGAAAAACUGCAAGGAUGCGGUCGGACUUUUAAGAGAGGUUUUUGAACUUCCUCUUCCAGUGUCUUCAGUUAAUCAGAGCAUGAACGACGUCUGUCUUGAACUCGGCGGGGCGUUGAGGAUGGAGGAGCCCGAAGCUGCUUCCACGAGCGCCCCGGAUUCACACAUUGAAACUCAACCUGACUCCCAGAGCAGUGUAGAUCUGCAUCCGUUCUGCAGGGAGAUCGGCCUGAACCUACAUGAGUACUCCAGUCGACCAAAUCACAAACUUGAUGUGAACAAACUGACGAGAGGAGCGAUGAUCGAGGUGGCGGACUUUGCAGAGCAGCUGUGUGGAACAUUUGAGCAGAUUUGUCUGGAUGUCCUCAAACACAACUUUGAUUUUGAGUUGGAAACUACAGAUUCCGACCUUUUCAGGAAGAUUCUCGCAUAUUUUCCUGCUUUGGUUGUGCAACGAAACCUAGCGACCAGCAUAACCUACGCGAAAACAAAGCCCAUAAGAAAAGAUCACUCGGUGCUCAUGAAGAUGCAGCAGCAGGACGCCCCUGAUGUAGGACCGUGCAGUUCUGGUUCUGUCAAGGCGAGCAGAGGUCAGAAGGUGAGCAUUUCCUCCAACACCAAACAAAAAAAUGACCCGAACUCGCUGCUGUGGAAGCUGCGGACCGAUCGCAUUCAGCAGAUCCUGUCGGCUCCUCAUGUAGAACGUUGUCCGCUUUAUUCCUUCUCCAGAUGCAAGAAGUUAGGCAUCGACUUCAACGUCGGAUCUGGACUCAAACAGAAACUUGAUCCAAAGUUGCUGACCAACGGCGUCAUGGUGGAACUCAACGUUUUUGCCGAAGCGUUGCAGUCGGCCACCAAAGAUUUCAUGACGGCCAUACUGGAAUAUAACUUCAACCUGGACCUGAGCGGCGAGCUGCACCGGAGUGCCUUCGCGGUGCAUCUGAGGAGACAAGUUGUGACGAUGAACGCCAAGAGAGUCAGCGUUCCUCACAAGAAGAUGCAUUUUGAACUCCCUGAUUCCAGCUGCAUGGAAGAAGACACUCUGUACUGCCCCAGCUGCUAUCGAGACAGAAACUAUAAGACUGAUAACGUCUCUGCUGAUGCACAAAAUCCUUCGACUUUCCAAGCAGCAGAGGAGACGUUGCUGAGUUCCUACCGUCACUGCAGGGAGAUGGGACUCAGUCUGUGUGUGGACAGAAACCACCCGAAACGUAAGCUCGACUCGAACGUCUUGACGUGGGCAGCUAUGAGCGAGGUGUAUAACUUCUGCAAAAAACUCAGCGGAACGAAAAACAGGAUCGUCAACGAGAUCAUCGAGCACAACUUCAACCUGCACCUGGAGAGUCACUCGGUGAAGCCCUACGAGUGGUUCAGCAGAGUGGCUGCCGACGGCGGGGAGCUGGCCUGGUUCGACCAAGUUCUUCAGCCACCUUCCCCGAAGUACACUCCGAGAGCGAGUAAAACCAAAGCGCCCCCCGUCGCCGUCGUGCAGAUGACCGACCGGAAAGAGCUGUUCAGGCAGAGGCAGCUGGAAAUGCAAACGAAGAAGGAAAGAGCAACGAUGGAGAGCGAGAAAGCAAACGCCGAGAGGUUGAAGAAGAUCGAGGAGAGGAACGAACGACGGUAUCCCAUCUGCAGGAAAAUCGGCCUGGAGCUCGACAUGACGAAACAAACGGCGGACAAGCAGAAGCUGCACUUGCGGCACUUGACCAGAAACGUAGUGAUGGAGAUACACAGCUUCAUAUUCAGGAAAGGAACGCGACACUUCCAGAGCAACUUGUACGAGAUCCUCAACUACAACUUUGAUCUGAGCUCGCAGGACCACCGGCGCUGGGAGUUUUCAAACGACAUCGCCACCAAAGUGAAAGCCAUGAUCAAACAUCCGAGGAGUCGAAGGUGUCGGGGAGGAAACAGGAUCUUCAAGCUGCCGUUUGUGAACAACAAAGCACCCAGAAGCUUCACACAGAUUCAGGAGAACAGAAGGUUCUGUUUGGAGGAAGCCCAGAGGAGGGCCGCCGAAAACAACCGAGUGCAGCAAAUACUGUGCUUCUCAGACGUCAGCCGCGUCUUUGUUCUCAACGACGUCCAGAUUAAAGAGGAGUCCUGGUUCGGCGGUGAAGACGGCGUGACUCAGACGGAUCCCGGAACAGCGGCGCCGAUGAAUGACGGCCGUCUCUAUGGAAACCUGCAGAUUAAAGAGGAGGAGUUUGACCCACAUUAUGCACAAGCGAUGCAGGGAAACGUCGUCAAAACGGAACCCGCUGCUUCCGCCGCGGACAGCCCAGCUCCUGAAGUAAAAACCGAGGACGUCCAGUAUUGCAUCCCACCUGCAGCACGAGCGUCUGAAGGUUCUGGCGUCGACCCGCUGCAGCUGGCGGCCUCUCUGGGCUACACCAUGGUCACCAUCGGCCAGGACACGCUGGUCAAAGAGGAGCCGCAGGAAGAGUCGCAGCAUCACGGCGUCGACGCGGAAAUCAAACAGGAGCCGUGAUGGUCGACCGGAGAGUUUUAUACCAAACAUCAGGGCAACUCGCUAAAGCUUUGGAGAGAAUUAUUACACCACCUGCUGUUUUUUGGAGGGGGGGUGGUUUUAUACAAAAACACUGAAAAUCUUCUGUCAUAGCGGUUAAUAAAUGUUCCAUCUUCUAAGAGAAAAUAAUGUCAGAAUAAGUUGAUACAUGCAAUAUUUCACGAGCUGUGCUGUUCUGGCUUCACGAUGGGAAACGACACCACGUUAGGCAUCCGGUCAUGUUCACUUUCUGGUGAUGGAAAAGCAAAGUUGUGGGUUCAGAACCAGAAAAGAUGGAGAUGGAGGCGCUCGUAGCUUCAGCAUUAACUCACAAAGCAUUACACACCACAGUUAGACAACAUGUAAAGCUCAUGUUCUUCCCUUUUAACUUUUAGUGAGUCGACGGUGAACUUUGUUAAGCUGGUUCUUCUGGUCUGUUUGUAAAAGUUCUCCACUUUUUCUGUCAUUUUCUUCAUGUUUGUUCUGAUCACUGCUGGUUUUGUGUUGUUUUUUUUUUGAAGAUGUUUAUAUAUUUUUUCAUUCUGAUUCUUUUUAACCGCAUUGAAGAUGACAACUGUGCCCGACAAAGACGAUAUAUAUGAUCAGUGUGUAAAACCCUGACCUGCUGUGUUGCUCCUCGCUGUUACACUACGUUUUAUAUAAACUUUUGAAAGCAUCUCGUCUCUGUUCGCUUGGUUAAUGUGCUGCAGUCAUUUCUCAGAGCCGCUUCGGUGCUUUAAGAGUAUUUAACGCCGUUUUAACCGACACCAAGGUCAGUGAGGAUGUGACUGUUCACUUGUAAUACCGAAACCGGGCUGUGGGCGGCGCUGCAGACCUCAUAAAUGUCAUUAAUUACUGAUUAGAGCAGCUUCUCAGAGGAACUCCUUCAUCUCAUCAGUCUGUGGAGGGAAAAGGGGAAUGAUUUUGAUAAUAAGCUUUAUUUUGGAGGUAAAAGUGGUUUAUGAUGAAAUAAACAUUGUUGUAUUUGAAAAUUAAAA
Stegastes partitus (bicolor damselfish) is the source of this 7576-nucleotide messenger RNA. RefSeq lists its product as uncharacterized. The coding region runs from base 348 to 6560 and encodes 2070 amino acids. The record is from RefSeq and is a predicted model, not a curated record. The transcript has 4 exons. NCBI's taxonomy places the organism in Eukaryota, Metazoa, Chordata, Actinopteri, Pomacentridae.